CCAACAGCCUCGUAUCAGAAAACAAGCUGCUAGGUAGCGUUAGCUCGCAGCAGCGUUCGCUCUCCACACCAACAGUUGGCCGCUGCUGGCUGGUCGGGAUUUUUAACUUCUGAAAAACAACUCCCGUAACAAAACUACGAAGAAAAACUUCCCUGGACCUAUUUCAGCUGUAAAGUCAUGGCGUGUGGAGCCACCCUGAAGAGAACCAUGGAUUUCGAUCCAUUGAUGAGCCCCGCGUCCCCUAAAAGACGGAGAUGCAUCCCGGUGGCCCCGUCGGCUUCCUCACCGAGGAGGUACCUCAGCAUGGAGCCCUCGCCGUUUGGAGAGUCGUCGUCUAGACUCAGCGCAGAACAAAUCCUGAACAACAUCAAGCAGGAGUACAAACGUAUUCAGAGGAGGAAACAUCUAGAUGGAGGCCACCAACAACUAGAGUGCUGUUAUUCUCCAGACUCCCCUUCCCAGUUAGCUAUGAAUGUCUCCAGCAUGGCAGGGCCGUCCUCCGGUGGCGUCUCCCCAAGCAGAAAAGAACAACCGUUGUUCACCCUCAGACAAGUUGGAAUGAUCUGUGAACGCCUGCUCAAAGAACGAGAAGACAAAGUGCGGGAGGAGUACGAGGAGACCAUGACCUCAAAACUGGCAGAACAAUAUGACACCUUUGUGAAGUUCACACAUGAUCAGUUGAUGCGGCGAUUCGGCGAGCAGCCUGCAAGCUAUGUUUCCUGAGUGUGGCA
Messenger RNA from Cyprinodon variegatus (sheepshead minnow), 731 nucleotides. Its product is annotated as akirin-2-like. Gene Ontology annotation, cellular component: chromatin; nucleus. Bases 178 to 723 code for a protein of 181 amino acids. The record is from RefSeq and is a predicted model, not a curated record. Gene Ontology annotation, molecular function: transcription coregulator activity. The transcript has 6 exons. Gene Ontology annotation, biological process: positive regulation of transcription by RNA polymerase II; positive regulation of innate immune response. NCBI's taxonomy places the organism in Eukaryota, Metazoa, Chordata, Actinopteri, Cyprinodontiformes, Cyprinodontidae.